Molecule: messenger RNA, 1687 nt
Organism: Helicoverpa zea (corn earworm)
Lineage: Eukaryota; Metazoa; Arthropoda; Insecta; Lepidoptera; Noctuidae
Product: adenosine deaminase 2-like
Exons: 1
Coding region: 73-1614 (513 amino acids)
Biological process (GO): inosine biosynthetic process; adenosine catabolic process
Molecular function (GO): adenosine deaminase activity
Source: RefSeq, a predicted model, not a curated record
ACGGAGGUAUCAGUUUCGCCAUACCAAUCUUGCUAGAUAGUCUAGUCCGGUGUUUGAUCGCAAACCGUCAUAAUGUGGUUGCUACCAAUAUUUAUACUUUCCAGUGUCGUACUAAGUGGUGCCCAAAAUGUAGAAAAAGUGCUCAAAGAAAGACAAUAUCUUAUGGAAAAAGAACUAUCAAUGAUGUUGGGUAGCUCCAUAGAACUCAGUGACAGUGAAUUAAAAGCCAAUGAAAUCAUAAUGGACCUUAAAAUGAAUGAAAUCGAGAAUGGGUUUUUGCAUCCGAACAAUUUUAACCUAUCGAAGCAUUUUUUCGAGUACAAGGACCUAGUGAAGAAAAAGAAGUUGUACAAAGUGCUAAAGGAUAUGCCGAAAGGUGCAAUACUUCAUGCUCAUGACACAGGUAUUUUGAGUCCAGAUUAUAUGGUGGAAUUGACGUACUGGGAUAACCUGUGGGUAUGUUUUUUUAAAGGCAACAAUGAUAUACAGUUUCAGUUCAGUAAAAGAACACCAACAAGUUCUUGUGGCUCUAAGUGGAAACUUAUGAAAGAUGCAAGAAAAAGUGCUCCUAGUUUAACAAAAUUUGACGCAAAUUUAAGAACACACUUUACUUUGGUAAUUGAUAAACCAAAUGAAGUUUACACUGAUGUUAAUACGGUAUGGCAGAAAUUCCAGCGAUACUUUAUUAGCUCUGGUCCACUGUUGACGUUUAAACCUGUAUGGGAAAAAUAUUAUUACGAUACAUUGUUGGCCUUGAGAGAAGAUAAUAUAAUGUACCUUGAAAUUAGAAGCGUUUUACCAUCCCUGUAUGAUUUAGAAGGGAAUACUUACGACCCUGUUGCUACGGCUGAAAGUUACAGGCGCGUAACAGAAAAGUUUAUGAAUGAUUAUCCUGAUUUCUUCGGCGCUAAAUUGAUAUAUGCACCACUAAAACUAGUAAAUAAAAGAACUUUGCAGGAAUACAUAAAAACAGCUAUGGAAAUUAAAGCUUUAAUGCCAGAUUUUUUGGUCGGUUUUGAUUUAGUCGGGCAAGAAGACUUAGGAGUACCAUUAAAAGAGUUUAUGCCUGAGCUGUCGCGCCUCUCUGAUGACAUAGACUUAUAUCUUCACGCUGGAGAAACUAACUGGUAUGGUACAACGUCAGAUGAGAAUUUGUUCGACGCCAUAGCUUUGGGAGCUAAAAGGAUAGGCCAUGCAUUCGCUUUGAUAAAACAUCCUUUGCUGAUGGAAGAGGUAAAGAAACGGGAAAUAGCUUUGGAGAUCAACGUGGUGUCAAAUUCUGUGUUGAAAUUAGUUGAAGAUGUGAGGAACCAUCCUUUAGCUGCUUUCUUAAGUUUGAACAUGCCUGUAGUUUUAUCGAGUGACGAUCCCGGCGUUUGGGAAGCAGAGCCUUUGACCCAUGAUUUUUAUGUCACAUUUGUUGGUGUGGCCAGUCGUCACGCAGACCUUAGGUUACUGAAACAGUUAGCACUAAAUUCCCUGUUUUACAGUUCGUACCCUGAAAAAGAUAAGCUGGUGCAUGAGUUUGAUAUCCGUUGGACGAAGUUUAUACAUUCGAUAGUGAAAGAUCACUGGCACGGUAAGAAUCUCAACGAUCGAACGUUUCUGUCUUAAUAAGUGUCUCUAAAUAUUUAUUUCUAGGUAUGUUGAUCAUAUUGUAUUUUUUAGCAUUAAAGAUUCAGUUUUA